UUCCAUCUGUGCUGGGAAGGCCACUGGCGCCGCCCUUCAAGAAACAAGAUGGAGCAUCGUCAUGGGAUUGUGAAAGCUUUUCCCAAAGUCAAGCGAGCCAGAGUGUUACAAGGAAAGGAUGCACCCCCAGUAAAGAAGAGACUUGAAGAAUGUGAUACCACAGGAACCACUUUUGAUGGUGUCUCAGUGUACAUCCUGCCUGCUGGAAUAGGAAAUGCCAGAUGCCAGAUCUUUCAAAGACAAAUUCAGCAGAAUGGAGGACAGACGGAGAGUUCACUGUGUGCCAGUGUCACUCAUGUUGUUGUGGACGACAACAUGGACAGUGAUAGGGCACUACGCUUACUGAAAGUGGAUUGUAUGCCCCCUGGAGUCCAACUAGUGAAAUGCAUUUGGUUGAGCUCGUGCAUCAGUGAGAAACAACUGCUGGAUGUUGACAGCUACAGCCUUCUUCUCCCCAAGAGAGAAUCUGAAACACUACAUGAAAAUAUGAAAGAAGAGCUGCUGAAUAUCAAGCCCGCUGAUGGAACUAUUGCAGAGCCAGUGUUGGAUCAGACUGAGCAAGAGAAGACCAAAGACAUGACAGUUCCAGAAGACGGGGUUUCACAAAGCGACCUGGAAGCUCUCAUCACUGGCCAGCACCCCAAAGAGGAAACUCCUGACCUCGACCCGAGUCCAGACGCCGCUGCUCAGAAGGGGGUCUCAGGGAAUUGGGUCUGUGCCCAGUCCUCUCAGUCGAAAAAUAAUAACUUCAACAAAAACAUCACAGACAAACUAGAAGUGCUGGCCAAGGCCUACACACACCAAGGGGACAGGUGGCGGGCGCUGGGCUAUUCCAAGGCUGUCAACGCACUGAAGAGUUACCACAAGCCUAUUACAUCAUAUCAGGAGGCUUGUCAGAUCCCAGGAAUUGGUAAACGCAUAGCCGACAAAAUUGACGAGAUCAUGGAGAGCGGUCACCUGCGGAAACUCGACCACCUCGGGGAGGCUGUGCCAGUAUUGGAGCUUUUCAUUAACAUCUGGGGUGCAGGAACUAAAACUGCACAGCAGUGGUACCAGCAGGGGUUCCGCACAUUGGAGGACAUCCGCACAAAAGCCAACCUGAGUAACACUCAGAAAAUAGGACUCAAACACUACGACGACCUUUUAGACCGCAUGCCCAGAGAAGAAGCAGCAGCCAUCGAGAAAGUGCUGAAGAAUGCCGCCCAGGCCGUAGACCCAGGCCUGGUGGCGAUGGCCUGUGGCUCCUAUCGUCGGGGAAAGGCCACAUGUGGAGAUGUUGACAUCCUGGUAUCUCAUCCUGAUGGCAAGUCCCACAAGGGGGUGUUCAGUAAAUUGUUAAAGAGCCUCCAUGACAGCGGGUUCUUGACAGACGACCUGGUGAGCCACGAAGAUAACGGCAACCAGAAGAAAUACAUGGGCGUGUGCCGUUUGCCAGGACCCGGCCACCGCCAUCGCAGGCUGGACGUCAUCGUGGUGCCCUACGACGAGUUUGCCUGCGCUCUCUUGUAUUUCACCGGAUCGGCACACUUCAACCGCUCGAUGAGAGCGCUGGCAAAGACGAAACAAAUGAGCUUAUCGGAGCACUCGUUGAAUAAAGAUGUGGUGCGUCGGGGUAGCUUGAAGGUGAAUAGCGGCACUCCAUUCACUACACCGACAGAGAAGGAUGUGUUUAGUCUCAUAGGCAUACCGUACAGACAGCCUCCUGAGAGGGACUGGUGAGCAUUUUACAAUCACCAAACCGAUCCCAAUAUCGGGUUUUAAAGAAAAUCAUAUGAUUAUGAAUGAUGACAAUGCAAAGUGCAAUUAUGCAAUUAACAGACACUUUUAUGGAUGUUUUACUGCUCUACAAAUCAUGCAGGAGCCUUGGUUUACUUGAAUGCUGAUUUUAUUCUACAUAUUAAAUGCCUGGGUUCACUCAAAUACAAAACAAUUUAUGUUGUCCCAUAUUGUUUAGAUGUCCACCUCUAAAACUCCGGCUGCCACACUGAUACAAUUAAUUUAGUUGUAGGCUCUAGACCAUUUAAACAUUUUAAUUUUAAUUUGGUAGUGACAGUAUCCUCAGCCGAAGGUCGUCGGAGAACCCACAAAUUCUCUGCUAUUAGGUUUGACGAAUUACAAUAAUAUAAAAACCUGGCAGCAAAGGUUUUAAAGCCAAUUAUCUAAAACAAACUGGUGGACUAACCACAUAAAAGUGGAAGAAUAUGUGAUAUUGCAAGUUGAGUGAACUGGGCUUUUUAAAGACAUUUUAAUAUAGCAGAUGCCUAAACCUGUAUAUUUUAUAAAAGAUGAGUAAUGGCAAUAAACAAUAUCAAAGGGU
This is a messenger RNA of Pseudoliparis swirei, 2317 nucleotides long. It is a transcript of the gene poll, whose product is annotated as polymerase (DNA directed), lambda. Bases 49 to 1719 code for a protein of 556 amino acids. The transcript has 9 exons. Gene Ontology annotation, cellular component: nucleus. Gene Ontology annotation, biological process: double-strand break repair via nonhomologous end joining. Gene Ontology annotation, molecular function: DNA-directed DNA polymerase activity; DNA binding. The record is from RefSeq and is a predicted model, not a curated record. Lineage: Eukaryota; Metazoa; Chordata; Actinopteri; Perciformes; Liparidae.